AUGCGGACUAAACUUCUCUCUCGUCUCUUUUUUCGCAAACCUGCCGCCUUCUCUCUCACCCACAACCUUUACCGUCUCGCCCGCCUCGCCCAAGCCCCACACUGCCAGCAACGCCUGUUCCGAUCCUCUAUUCCCGUACGUACCAAUGGCCUAAGCCACAUCCAAGCAAUCGCACUAAGCGGCCCCCUCCCACACAAGACAAGCCGCACCAAGCUUCUAUCUCUAACGUCGACCCUCGGCCUGCGAGCCUCUUUUCAUCCACACACGACCCUCUCUCACAACCAAGCCCGUUCUCUUCCUUUCGCCCACAUCUCUCACACCAACCCCACGUCCGAGCCUUCUUCCCUACACUAA
Dovyalis caffra is the source of this 354-nucleotide messenger RNA. Lineage: Eukaryota; Viridiplantae; Streptophyta; Magnoliopsida; Malpighiales; Salicaceae. The record is from the annotation of a GenBank genome assembly.